UCUCACAACUGUCAUCCACUGUCAUCUAACGCGUCGAGUUGUUUGAGUGGCAAUAUUUGUUAUUUUUCAUUUAUUUGGCAAUUUUUAUCAGAUUUUAUGCCGUUUUCGUAACUUCACUAACAAUGCCGAGCCAAUACGAAGAAGAACGUGUGUGGGAAUCAUCAAGUCAUCCUCAUUAUGAAGAUGAAGGUGGUGAUGAUAUUAUUGAAAAUCCAGAAGAAGUGUUGCAAGAAUGUUUGGAAAAAUUCAAAACUCCAGACUACAUCAUGGAACCUGGUAUAUUCGGCCAACUGAAACGAUAUUUCCAAGCUGGAGGCAAUCCGGAACAAGUAAUUGAGCAAUUAUCAAUAAAUUACAGCGCAGUGGCUCAAAUGGCAAACUUGUUGGCAGAAUGGCUCAUACUUGGAGGUGUUAAAGUCACAGAAGUUCAAGCUAUGGUCGAAAAUCAUUUGAAGGACAUGAUACUGAAAACAUUUGAUCCUAAAAAAGCAGACACAAUAUUUACAGAAGAAGGAGAAACACCCGCAUGGCUGACAGAAAUGAUUGAACAUCCAACUUGGCGGUCAUUGAUAUAUCGUUUGGCUGAAGAAUAUCCUGAUUGUCUAAUGUUAAACUUCACUAUAAAGUUAAUAUCUGAUGCAGGAUUCCAAGGAGAAAUAACAAGCAUCUCAACAGCUGCUCAGCAAAUUGAAGUAUUUUCGAGGGUCCUCAAAUCUGCUAUUGUUGGGUUCUUACAAAGUUCAGAUGACUGGCAAAAUAGUGUUAAUGAAUGUGCUAAAAUGGUUUGUCACGGUGCUCAUACCUAUGUAUACAGCCAAGUGAUAGUGCACAUUUUAUCUCAAGAGCCAAGGGGUGGUGCGAUAAUGAAAAGACUGGGACAAGAAAUUACUCGAUGUGCUCAACAAAGCGGCCAUGACGUCACUCCAAUAACACUAGCGCUGACAGCGGGCGAGUCCUGGCGCAACGCGCGCACGGCGCUGGCGGCCAUGUUGUCGCGCGGCGCGCUCAACCCCGCCGACAUAUCCGUGCUCUUCCGCGCGUACACGCAGCCUGAACCACCGCCAGUACAUCUUUUAAGAAUACCCCAGUUUCUAGAACUCCUGGUCGAUGCGCUUUUUAAAUUAGGCAGCAAGUUAAAUCCAGAACACAAAUCCAAAUACAUGUACUUGUUAGCCUAUGCUGCUAGUGUAUGCGAAGGGCAUUCGCCUGGACGUCCAGUAAAAGAUGAAUUGAAAGCUACUGUACAGGCUAUUGAAAAAGUCCACGCCGUUUGUAGCAGUUCUGCUAGCUCCAGCGAAUUGAUUGCGGAACUUCCUACUUUGUAUCACUGUAUAAGAUUUCCAGUCGUUGGUAUGGGAGUACUGGUGUGGGUGGAAUGUGUAGUAACUGAACCCUCAUACUUCAAACUCUGCACUGAACAUUGUCCCGUUCAUCUAGCACUCCUGGAUGAGGUCGCAUCGUGUCAUCAUUUACUUCAUCACAGACUUCUGUGGCUGCUCGUUCAAUUGUUCGAAUCACCGCAAGACGAAUUAGAAAUUCUUGUUCAGCUUCAAUUAAAGAAAAUGCUUCUUGAUCGUAUGGUGAACCUGCUUAGUCGUGGCUGCGUGGUGCCCGUACUACGGUACAUCAAGCAAUGCUGGCAGCGUGGCGAUACGGACAUUUCCUUGAUUCGAUAUUUUAUUACUGAGGUUUUAGAUGCAAUAGCGCCUCCUUACACGCCAGAAUUUGUGCAAUUGGUAUUACCGAUGGUUGAAAAUGAAGAAAUUACUGGGACAAUGAGAGCAGAAGGAGAAAAUGACCCCGUUUCAGAAUUUAUUGUUCACUGCAAGGCCCAUUAUGUGGUGGUGUAACAAAAAUUAAGUGUUUAUUACUUUAAAGUACAUGUAAAUAAUUUUAAAAAUAAAAAAAUAACAGUAA
Ostrinia furnacalis (Asian corn borer) is the source of this 1917-nucleotide messenger RNA. It is a transcript of the gene TH1, whose product is annotated as negative elongation factor complex member TH1. Gene Ontology annotation, biological process: negative regulation of transcription elongation by RNA polymerase II. Gene Ontology annotation, cellular component: NELF complex; nucleus. Bases 123 to 1850 code for a protein of 575 amino acids. Gene Ontology annotation, molecular function: RNA binding. The record is from RefSeq and is a predicted model, not a curated record. NCBI's taxonomy places the organism in Eukaryota, Metazoa, Arthropoda, Insecta, Lepidoptera, Crambidae. The transcript has 12 exons.